Drosophila busckii is the source of this 3279-nucleotide messenger RNA. RefSeq names its product protein O-mannosyltransferase 1 (gene rt). Gene Ontology annotation, cellular component: endoplasmic reticulum; membrane. The record is from RefSeq and is a predicted model, not a curated record. Bases 483 to 3188 code for a protein of 901 amino acids. Lineage: Eukaryota; Metazoa; Arthropoda; Insecta; Diptera; Drosophilidae. The transcript is spliced from 4 exons. Gene Ontology annotation, biological process: protein O-linked glycosylation via mannose. Gene Ontology annotation, molecular function: dolichyl-phosphate-mannose-protein mannosyltransferase activity.
GAGAUUUACAGUAAAGCAGGUUGCCGAUUUGUGUGUGGAAACAGCCAAAGAACAAAGCAAAAACGUAAAAUAUGCGCAUGCGCUUCGACACACAUACACUAGGGUCUGUAUAUGUGUGUGGGUAUUAAAGUUAAAACUUUCUUCAGCUGUUAUCUGACGAAGACAAGCCGAGGGAGAUACAAAAACAAAUAAAAGUGCAAAUGCCGCGGUGGUCAACAAGUUGCUCGUGAGACGUGGCAGAAAAUAGACGCAAGUAAAAAUAAACCAGAAUAUAGAAGUUGACGUGCGUCUGCAUAUAAUCAAAUACAAAUGUUCGUAUGUAUAUACAUACAUACAUACAUGCGUUUUUGUAUUUUUUGUGUGAGAAGUGAAAGUAUGCUCCAACAAUCCUGGUGAAUAACCGAAAGGUCUGAAAAAUCAAAAAACAAUAAUAGUUAAAAUUCUCACGGGCUGCACAAAAAGCAACAAUUAGCGCUGGCAUCAUGCCGACUAACAACAUAGUACAGAGACGCAAGACAACACGCUCCAAAUCAAAACAAAAACAAUCUGCUGCGGAAAGUCUAAUAGACAACAAAAAUGACAGCAACGAAAAGAGCGAAAGACUUCACUUUCGCAGCCGUUCAGCAACCUUAAAAGAAUUAACAGCGCCAGUCUCAGUCCCAGUGCCAGCAACAGUCAAUUGUAAUUCAACUUCACCACAGUGCUGUAAUGGUCUGCUGCCCACCACUUCCCAGUUGGUCAACUGUUGCCACGAUAUAAACUGCCAUUUGAAUGCUCCUCUGUCAUCACUGAGAAACAGUCUCGAGCGCAGUCGUCGCUCAGAAAGUCGGCAAUCGUUUCUCACUGAAACGACAAACUCAACACCGACACCUAUACCGACGUUGCUGUCGCCGUCGAAACCUUCGUUUGCGCCCCUACCUACCUCCCUUGAAUCUGAGGCGUGUAAGAAGUCGCGCUCGCGCUCUUCUGAACUCGACUCUGUGAAGCAGUUAAGGAAAGACGACCUAAGCAGCGUUGCUUUCUCUAAAUUUACCGUAAGCUUGCGCAUUGAUCUUCUUAGCUGGACGCUCUUUCUGGUGGCAUUCUUGACACGCUUCUACAAACUGGCAACACCAUCGCACGUGGUCUUCGAUGAGCUUCAUUAUGGCAAAUACAUCGCGCAUUAUAUGCGGAAUAUAUUCUUCUUUGAUCAGCAUCCCCCGCUGGGUAAGCAGAUGAUAGCUGGUCUGGUUGGCUUUACGGGCAGCGGAGGCAACUACACGUUUACACGCAUCGGUGAGAGCUAUGCGGCGAACGUGCCUGUCUUCUGGCUACGGUUUGUGCCCGCCUUGAGCGGUAGUUUGCUGGCGCCGGCCGUCUACAAACUGCUGCUGGCUGCGAGACUUCAACGCUGGGCGGCUGCUCUGGGUGGACUGCUUGUUGUCUUGGACAACGCGUUGCUUACACAAUCGCGCUUCGUGCUCAUGGAGUCGAUGCUGCUGCUGGCCAGCACUGUGGGUAUCGCCUGUCUGCUACACUUUCAGCGCUGCUCCCUUGGCAGCCUGCGGUGGUUGAGCACUGGAGUUACGGCCGCCUUGUCACUGGCCUGUGCCGGCUGUAUUAAGUACGUGGGCUUCUUAGCAUUGGUACUCGCCGGAUAUCUGUUGAGCCGUCAUUUGUGGCAACUGCUUUACGAUGCUAGCCUCUCCAACCGACAACUCUGGUUACAUGCGCUAAGCCGACUUUUGAUCUUUGUGGGCAUACCAGUGGUCGUCUACCUGGGCGUCUUUUACAUACACCUUCGCACAUUGCACCGGGCUGGGCCACAUGACAGUAUCAUGACAAGCGCCUUUCAAGCUUCACUGGAUGGGGGGCUGGCUUCCAUAACUCAGGGACAGCCAUUAGUUGUGGUGCAUGGAUCACAGAUUACAUUGCGACACACUCAUGGGCGCACCUGCUGGCUUCACUCACACGCCGCCGUUUAUCCAGUGCGGUACAAGGAUCAGCGUGGAUCCUCGCAUCAGCAGCAGGUUACUUGCUACUCCUUCAAGGACGUUAACAAUUGGUGGAUAGUAAAAAGACCCGAGCGCGAUGAUCUGGUCGUGGGCGAUCAGCCCGAUGUUAUACGACAUGGCGAUGUCAUUCAACUGGUGCACGGAAUUACAAGCCGUGCCCUAAACUCUCAUGAUGUGGCCGCACCAAUGACGCCACAGUGCCAGGAGGUCAGCUGUUAUAUUGACUAUGAGAUUAAAAUGGUCGGAGAACUGCUGUGGCGCGUAGAGAUACUGAACCGGCAAUCAGAGGGUGAUCUCUGGCAUGCAAUUAAGUCUGAGAUUCGUCUCAUCCACACAACAACAGGUGCGGCACUGCGCUUUAGUGGACGCCAGCUGCCCGAUUGGGGCUUCAAUCAGCACGAAGUGGUGGGCGACCGUGAAAAGGGAAACCCUGAUACCAUUUGGAAUGUGGAGGAACAUCGGUACACCAAGACUCAAGAUCAGCGUGAGCGUGAACGUCAAUUACUCUCAGCUGAAAUGAUUCCCACCCAAGCCACGAAGCUGUCGUUCUGGGCAAAGCUGCUGGAACUGCAAACCAAGAUGUUCUGGCAAGCUACGCAGCUACCGAGCCACAUGUACAGCUCACAGCCACACGAAUGGCCACUGCUGGACAAGGGCAUUGCAUACUGGCUGGACGCCAACUCCAGCGCCCAGAUCUAUUUGCUCGGCAACAUACUUAUUUGGUAUACCGCCAGUGCGGGCUUGCUCGUCUACGCCGCACUAUUGAUCUUCUAUGCAAUACGACGUCGCCGACUCUGCUUUGAUAUCCCGGACAGCGAGUGGCAGCGCUUUCUGUCUGCCGGUGAUGCCUUCUUUGUGGGCUAUCUGGUGCAUUAUUUGCCGUACUUCUUUGUUGACCGCACACUAUUCCUGCACAACUAUCUGCCAGCAUUCAUAUUCAAGCUGCUGCUGCUCUGCUAUGUCCUUGAGCACUUAGACUUUCUGUUGCGUCGACACUGCUCGGGACGAGCUCUUCUGCUGCUGCUAGUCUAUCGACUGUCACUUAUGAUCUGGCUACUUGCUGUUUGCGCUUUUUUUGUCAAGUUCUUGCCGCUCAGUUAUGGCACCAGAAAGAUGUCAGCGAAAGAAAUUAUAAAUUUACGCUGGAAGGACACUUGGGACUUUAUUCUACACAAGAAUCAUGCGCUGAACUAGAUCAUCUCGACUUGACCUUUUCGACAGGCAGCAAUGAAGAAAUAAUCAUUAAUCAUUUUCAAGCUAAAGCUAAUUUUUAUUUAUUUAUUAA